Necator americanus (New World hookworm) is the source of this 1854-nucleotide messenger RNA. RefSeq lists its product as uncharacterized. The coding region runs from base 1 to 1854 and encodes 617 amino acids. The record is from RefSeq and is a predicted model, not a curated record. The transcript has 6 exons. Lineage: Eukaryota; Metazoa; Nematoda; Chromadorea; Rhabditida; Ancylostomatidae.
AUGGACGUCGGUGUUGUACCAAAGUUCUAUACGGGACCAUCGCCUCCUCCGAAAAAGAUUUUCAUUCACAAGGAGAGCAGAGAAAGCCGCCAAGUUCAGAGAGAGAAAUCCCUAUCAUCAACUAUCAUAACCAGGACUAUCAUCAACUGGAAUCUCUUCGCUACGCUAGCCGGCUUUUGGGAAGACUCCGCAACGGACAACAUCGACAAGGAGUAUGACCGGCUCCUUGAACACGUUCACGACUGCGCGAAGAAGGCUGAGAGUUUUAAAACCACCAAGAGACGUUUGUCUCUUGAAACUCUUGAGCUGAUACGCCAGCGUGGAGCAGCCCGAGCCGCAGGGAACCAAGAACUCACGUCCGAGCUCGCAAGGCUUUGCAGAGAGGCGAUAAAGGAAGACCUUAAAGAGAGAAGAGCAGAAGUGCUGGCUGAAGCUGCAGAGGUGGGGAAAAGCAUCCCCUAUGCCCGUCGAGACCUCGCCAGUCGCAAAACGAGGAUGACUGCUCUCCGGAACCCAGAGGGAACAGCCAUUGCAUCGAGAAGGGGGAUGGAGAAAAUCAUCUACGACUUCUACUCUGAUCUCUUCGACAGCCAUGUCCACUUGCCUCCUCACCAUCUGAGGGAAGACAGACAUGUCAUUCCAGAGGUUCUUCCGUCCGAAAUACGAUAUGCUAUCAUGUCGGUAAGAAAUCGUACGGCACCCGGUCCCGACAGAAUAAGACCAGAACAGCUGAGGAACCUUCCGCCAGUAAUCAUCAACACCCUGGCGAGGCUCUUUACACGUUACCUGUCGGAAUGCAAGGUUCCUAAACAGUGGAAAAUCAGCAAGAUCGUGUUGCUGUAUGAAAAGGUAGAUUCACAUGACAUCGGCAACUAUCGCCCAAUCUGCUUACUGUCCGUCAUCUACAAGCUCUUUACAAGAGUGAUCCUUAAUAGGAUUGAAAAAGCCUUGGAUGAAGGACAGCCAUGCGAGCACGCAGGGUUUCGAAUAGGAUUCAGCACGACUGACCACAUUCACACUGUUUCGAAACUCAUCGAGGUAUCACGAGAGUACAAGUUGCCGCACUGUCUCACCUUCAUCGACUUGAAGAAGACCUUUGACUCAGUUGAGACGGAAGCGGUCGUGGAAGCCUUGGACAACCAAGGCGUCCCUACUCAGUACAUGAAGGUACCAAAUAUCAGUGGUAAUGUUAGAGUAAAGUCCUAUCGCAAAGAAGAUUCCAUGAAGAUCUUCUUGCAUGCCGAAUCUGCACAACCAAAGCCAAAUGCGAACUUUGAUGCCUUAGAUAGCUUGGAAUUCGCACCACCUUAUGAGCUGACUCAUAUCUGUGUGGGUGUCAAUAGUACCUCAGGCUGCCAUUGGUUCUUCAUUGAUCUUCAAUCUGGGCAGAGCGUGAAGAGUUAUAGAAAUGUGGCAGUGGUAUUCGAAGCUUAUGCAGUUCCUAUCUUGCCCCUUCUGGACUUUGGAGCAGCUUUCUACUCUCAUCAUCGGGACCGUCUUCUCAACGCUCUUCGCGUCGAUGGAAGAUUCGUAGUUUUCACCGUUCCGUCGCGUGGCUUCGGUGCGAGGGCAAUAGAAAGCGGGAAAUAUUCGAAUCAAGGCAGUCGUGGAGGCUGCCUAGCAGAGGGAGCGGCAGCCGUAAUUACGCUGAGAUGGUCAGCGCUGCGAGUAGGUCUGGCUAUGGGGCAAAGGCUGGCACCCACUCUUGCCACUGUUUUCAAAAUCGAAAAGCCUAUACAAGACCGCAAAACACUGCUGUAUUGUCGUUACAUAGAUGGUUGUUGCGUCGUCUGCGCAACAGGCGGAAUAGGAGACGUGCUUCAAUAUUCUCAACCACCAAUGUCCGGACAUUAA